This is a messenger RNA of Prorocentrum cordatum, 2506 nucleotides long. NCBI's taxonomy places the organism in Eukaryota, Dinophyceae, Prorocentrales, Prorocentraceae. The record is from the annotation of a GenBank genome assembly.
AGCCAUUUUGGCUCAAGGCUCGAACCCUUGGGCGUGCGCAUGCGCCCGGGUGCAGCUCUGAUGGCCGAGGCCGGGGCAGAUGUUGAGCGGUCGCCCGCGGGCGAGGCCUGCGCGGAGGCCCCGGGCUGGCGGGGGUCCCGCGGGAGCGCGCGGGGCGAGCAGCCGGCGGCGCCCGCGGGCUCCGCGGAGAUCUUGUCGGCCCUGGCGGAGCUCAAGGCAGACCUGCGCGCCGGGUUCGAUCAGCUCCGCGAGGAGCUGAGCCCGGACGGCGGGCGACCGGAGCUCAAGACGUCGAGCAGGCCGACCGUUCAGAGCUACGCCCAGACCGCCACCGACAGCUGGCCCUUGAAGAGCUCGAGGCAGGCGCUUCACCAGAGCGCCGCCCGGUCCAGCAGGCCCGACGAUGAGAUCCCGAGCCCGCAGCUGUCGCUGUCGAAAGGCCCCAGGCACGGGGCGGAGUCCGGCACUUCGUCGGAGAUGGUCAUGGUCCACGCGGAUGACAACGUAAACGACAUGACGUUGAACGGGAAGGGCGGCGGCGCGGGGCGCAGGGGCUCCAUCAAGGAGAGGCACCCCGAGCUCGCCAGCCGGGCGCUCGCCAGGCUGGGGAUACUGAGCAGCGACAGCCAGCGCAGCCUCUCGACGGACAAGCGCGCCGUGAUCCGCACCUUCGCCCACCACCUGGUUGUUACUCACGGCAAGUUCUUCGACAUCUUCAUCGGCGUGGUCAUCAUAGUGAACACCGUUUGCAUCGGUGUGGAGAUGCAGCUGAUGCUCGACCAGAACCCGUCCGUGCAGGUGCUGCACGACAUGGAGCACGCCUUCCUCGCGUGCUUCGUGGUCGAGGUGCUGCUCCGCGUCCUGGCCCUCGGGAUUAGCAAGGUCGUCCAGAGCAGGUGGUUCAUGUUCGACCUCGUCAUUGUCUCCACCGGGGUGACAUCCACCUGGAUCGUCGAGCCCAUCGUGGCCCGGAACGCCGUCGACUCUGGCGCCGUGGAGCUCAUGAACCAGGUCAUGAUCAUCCGGUUCCUGCGGCUACUGCGGAUCGUACGCGCGCUGAGACUUGUCGAGAUUUUCAAGGACCUCUGGACCAUCUGCCGCGGCCUGGUGCAGGCCGCGCGCUGCGUGACCUCCGCCUGCGCGCUCAUCAUCGUCGUGGUGUACGUCAUGGGCUGCCUGGCGGUGGAGGUCAUCACGCUCUCCGAGGUGCUGCUAGCCAACGCCGAGUCCGCCGCCAUCGUCCACAGGCACUUUGACACACUUCCAGUCGCCAUGAUGACCAUCUUUCAGUUUUGCGAGAGUGAUUAUGUUGCUGCUAUAUACGCGCCGCUCGUCCACGUGCAACCAUCUUUGGCAAUAUUCUUUAUCAUUGUCUGGCUGGUCCUGAGCGUGCUGAUCAUGAACUUGGUGACGGCCGUCAUCGUGCAGAGCGCGAUCGGCCAGCACGAGGAGGACACGGAGAUGCAUAGGCUGGAGGUGCGGAAGCAGCUGUGGAAGCUCACGCCAUCGAUCGAGAAGAUGUUCAGCGAUCUGGACAAAGACGAGGACAACGCGAUUCUCAGAGAGGACCUGAUGAACAUGGACCUGGCGUCCUUCAGGAUCCCGAGCGACUUGUCGCCCAUCGUGAAGGCCGACCAGUUGAUGGAGCUCUUUGACUUCUUCGACAUGGACCGUAGCGGCAAGGUCGAGCAGGAAGAGUUCGUGGAGGGCGUCUUUCACCUGGCGCUAUCCAACGUCCCCGCUGAGACCACGCAGACCUUGCAUAUCCUUCGCAUGAUUCAGAGGCGCCUGUGCUUCAUGGAGAACUCGAUUGAGACCCUCAUCCAAGACAGGAGCACGGACAACACCUGCAUGCAGGCCGACGACCCCGCUUACUGAGAGACCCGGCGCGCCCUCGGAGUGAGCGAGAAGGCCAGGGCAUCGGCGUGCAUUCGCCCCGAAGUGGCCAGCACCCGACUUGCAUGAUCGGCGGCCUCAUGAGUUUGCAGCAUCCCGGAGAGGGAACGCGAUGGAAUCAUUGCCUGCCGCCGCGAAUGACCCACUUCGGUUUGAUUGACACUGCUUCACUCUUUGCCGUGGCGCGUUUACAACUUGUCGCCGUGGCUUCUCCCGAUACUGCUAUCUGAAGGCACCUAGGUCAUGAGUCUUUACGCCAUUACCUUGAGCAUCAGCUUGAGACUCUGGCUGAAUGAGUUUUUUUUUUGUUCGCGCGCUCGCAGCGUUGACACUGCUGUUAUUCUUCUCUCGACUCCUCUGAUGGCUGCGUCCGUCUCCUCUUCCUCCCGACUACGCCCCACCGCCUGCAGCUAGAGAUGAUUAAAGUUUGCUCCAUCGCAAGCAUCACCCGAUUGCAUUGCGCGUGGCUUGUGACUGUCGUGGGCACGGUGCCCGAUGCCCGAAACGUGGGACGCCCCUCACUCUGUUUUGUCGGCAUGUUCCUGACGUAAUUCGGUCAGACUGCAGUGCUGUUUGGUUCCAGUGGGGCUGUCAGACGCGCGCUCCAAAA